Messenger RNA from Blastomyces dermatitidis ER-3, 2353 nucleotides. RefSeq names its product stromal membrane-associated protein. Lineage: Eukaryota; Fungi; Ascomycota; Eurotiomycetes; Onygenales; Ajellomycetaceae. Gene Ontology annotation, cellular component: Golgi apparatus. Gene Ontology annotation, molecular function: metal ion binding; GTPase activator activity. Gene Ontology annotation, biological process: endocytosis; endoplasmic reticulum to Golgi vesicle-mediated transport; intra-Golgi vesicle-mediated transport. The record is from RefSeq and is a predicted model, not a curated record. Bases 175 to 1872 code for a protein of 565 amino acids. The transcript has 5 exons.
CAACAUUCGAUCGGUUGGCAGAUAGGCAGCGGCUCAGAUACACUCGACCUAUUUCCGACCCUCAUUCUCUCAUAUCUCAACAACAUAAAACCAUCUAUGUCAGGAUAAAGGCGUCGUACAUUCAGCUCUCGGCUAUCCUUUGCAUGUCCCCUAGCCCUAGUCACACAUUGCGCCAUGGCUUCCAGACGAACGACCAACCCCGCCGCUGAACGGGCAGCAAAGAACCAACUAGUUAUCAAGAAUUUGCUGAAAUUGGAAUGCAAUAAGAUUUGUGCGGAUUGUAAGCGGAAUAAACAUCCUAGAUGGGCCAGCUGGAAUAUCGGCAUCUUUGUUUGCAUUCGUUGUUCGGGCAUCCACAGGGGUAUGGGCACACAUAUCAGCCGAGUAAAAUCAGUUGAUCUUGAUACCUGGACGGAUGAACAACUACAGAGUGUGCUUAAAUGGGGAAACGCUAGAGCUAAUAAGUACUGGGAAGCAAAACUUGCUCCUGGGCAUAUCCCCUCAGAAGCGAAAAUGGAGAAUUUCAUUAGAACUAAGUAUGAAUCAAAACGGUGGGUAAUGGACGGACCAAUGCCUGACCCAUCAACCUUGGAUGUCGAUGAAGGUGAUGAUAAUAUGCCACUGGCCAUCGUCCAGGAGAAAGCCAAGCUUGAACGAUCGGCGUCCCAUCGCGCUGCAUCAACAGUGAGCCAGCCUACGCCGCGUCGACCAGGACAGUCAGUCAAUCUUUUCGAUGACGAUUCUCCGGCACCCCCCGAGAGGCCUAAUACCACAGAUUUACCGGGUAUCCGCCCCCCAACGAACCACACGAGACCCUUUGCAGCUCCAGCUCCUAAACCAAACAAACCCGCCGAUUCAUUACUUGGACUGGAUUUCUUUGGCUCUGCCCAGCCAGCGGCAAACCGCUCAUCCAGCACUCCGUCAUCCAAUAUAGGCUCCACUGGCCCUUCAAGGCCGGACCUUAAACAAUCUAUUCUAUCUUUAUAUGCCUCAGUGCCCAAGCCGCAAGCCCCGCCCCAGCACGAACGCAAUACCUCAUUCGGAUCAUUUUCCCCUCAACCGCAGCAGCUAGCUCAAUCACAGUCAGAUGCAUUUGGUGGCCUUGCCAAUGCUUUUAGUGGUUUGAGCUUUCCUUCCACCACACCCGCUUCUCCUCCGCCUCAAGAACAAGAUGCGUUCUCGAACCUCGGCUCGUCUAGUGCUCCCAAAUCCCCGCCCACCGCACCAAACAUUUCUUCCCCGCCAUUGAGUGGUGGUGGGUUUUUUGAUUCUGGCCCAAAACCACAGAGAUCGAAUAAUCCGUCUAUCUCUUCUGGACGGGAUUUCAAUCCGGUUGGGGCCACAAUGGGAUCAACGAAGGCGACAGCAGCUCCUCCCGCGACUUCAACUAGUUCCUUUGACUUGUUUUCCUCCAUGUCGAUCACUACUCCCGCGUCUCCUCCCGCAGGUCCACCAAAAACAGAGAAUUCAAAUUCUAUCUUCAACCUCUCGGCACCCGAAAGACAGUCCGCGCCUGUAUCCCCACCAACCACCACUGCAAACGUCAGUAGCAUGCUCUCAAGCAGCGCAAUAGACCCGUGGGGCGGGAAUGCUUGGAAUACGACGGAAGCUACUUCCCCAACUAACAAACAAACCAUUUCAUCGAUGAUGAAAGUCCCGGAUAAAAUCACUGCCAGCGACAUUGGCUCUGGAUGGGGAUCACAAUCACCCACUUCUACGACUAAAUCAGCGCCGACUGUUGCCGUUGAUGAAGAUUUUGGUGGAUGGACAAGCGCUCCUCCGCCAAUUCCGAACAGCAAUGCCACAUCGAAGCCAAGGCCGGCCGGAGGUUUUUCAGGAAGCGAUGAUUUGUUUUCUAAUGUUUGGGAGUGAAGAAAUACUUUAUCAUUUUGUGCUUUCUUGUCUUUUUCUUGCGAGCCUAUGCUGUUUUUAGACAUCUAUUUACCACGUAUGCAAUCGAUUCAUUGGUAAAUGUUUGGGGUUGAGCAUGUGUUGAUUUUAGCACUUAUGGUAACUGUCUGCACCCCAGAUUCCUUCCCCUUGGCCAUCUCCGUUUUCAUAGUUAGCUGGCAUGUUUUUCGUGCACCGGUCGUUUAUCUCAUUCAUACACAGCGGCUCAUCCCUGAUGAUCAAGGGGCAUGAUGUGUCAUGUAGAGGAAAAUGCAUAAACUGAAACGAAAAGAAUAGUUCAAAAAUAAUUACAUGUUCGAAGUAGCAGCUAGUAAUCAAAUCUCACCAUGCAACAGAAUGAGUGCUCGCUAACUCGUAAAGCGAAUGUCUAUGGGAGGUAUGUGUGUGAGCCAACAUAUCCGUUAGGAGAGGAAGACAAAAGGAUAUAGAUAUGACGGAAAGU